Molecule: messenger RNA, 1848 nt
Organism: Ailuropoda melanoleuca (giant panda)
Lineage: Eukaryota; Metazoa; Chordata; Mammalia; Carnivora; Ursidae
Gene: BZW1
Product: basic leucine zipper and W2 domains 1
Exons: 12
Coding region: 162-1421 (419 amino acids)
Cellular component (GO): cytoplasm; membrane
Molecular function (GO): protein binding
Source: RefSeq, a predicted model, not a curated record
UAGAGGAAGAAAUCUCGCGAUAGGAGGCCGGCCGGGGCGGGGGUGACACCUCUUCCCUCCUCCUCGCGUUAGUUCCGGUCGCAGAGGAGACACCGCUGCAGUUGCCGCCACAUCGGGGAUUUCUGGCUCUCUUCUCUUCGCCUUAAAUUCGGGUGUCUUUUAUGAAUAAUCAAAAGCAGCAAAAGCCAACGCUAUCAGGCCAGCGUUUUAAAACCAGAAAAAGAGAUGAAAAAGAGAGGUUUGACCCUACUCAGUUUCAAGACUGUAUUAUUCAAGGCUUAACUGAAACUGGUACUGAUUUGGAAGCAGUAGCAAAGUUUCUUGAUGCUUCUGGAGCAAAACUCGAUUACCGCCGAUAUGCAGAAACUCUCUUUGACAUUCUGGUGGCCGGCGGAAUGCUGGCCCCAGGUGGUACACUGGCAGAUGACAUGAUGCGUACAGAUGUCUGUGUGUUCGCAGCACAAGAAGACCUAGAGACCAUGCAAGCAUUUGCUCAGGUUUUUAACAAGUUAAUCAGGCGCUACAAAUACCUGGAGAAAGGUUUUGAAGAUGAAGUAAAAAAGCUGCUGCUGUUCUUAAAGGGUUUUUCAGAGUCGGAGAGGAACAAGCUGGCUAUGUUGACUGGUGUUCUUCUGGCUAAUGGAACACUUAAUGCAUCCAUCCUUAAUAGCCUUUAUAAUGAGAAUUUGGUUAAAGAAGGAGUUUCAGCAGCUUUUGCUGUAAAGCUCUUUAAAUCAUGGAUAAAUGAAAAAGAUAUCAAUGCAGUAGCUGCAAGUCUUCGGAAAGUCAGCAUGGAUAACAGACUGAUGGAACUUUUUCCUGCCAAUAAACAAAGCAUUGAACACUUCACGAAGUAUUUUACUGAGGCAGGCUUGAAAGAGCUUUCAGAAUAUGUUCGGAAUCAGCAAACCAUCGGAGCUCGUAAGGAGCUCCAGAAAGAACUUCAAGAACAGAUGUCCCGUGGUGAUCCAUUUAAGGAUAUAAUUUUAUAUGUCAAGGAGGAGAUGAAAAAAAACAACAUCCCAGAGCCAGUUGUCAUCGGAAUAGUCUGGUCAAGUGUAAUGAGCACUGUGGAAUGGAACAAAAAAGAGGAGCUUGUAGCAGAGCAAGCCAUCAAGCACUUGAAGCAAUACAGCCCUCUACUUGCUGCCUUUACUACUCAAGGUCAGUCUGAGCUGACUCUGUUACUGAAGAUUCAGGAGUAUUGCUAUGACAACAUUCAUUUCAUGAAAGCCUUCCAGAAAAUAGUGGUGCUUUUUUAUAAAGCUGAAGUCCUGAGUGAAGAGCCCAUUCUGAAGUGGUAUAAAGAUGCACAUGUUGCAAAGGGGAAAAGUGUCUUCCUUGAGCAAAUGAAAAAGUUUGUAGAGUGGCUCAAAAAUGCUGAAGAAGAAUCUGAGUCUGAAGCUGAAGAAGGUGACUGAAUUUUGAAACUACACCCUCAGUAAAGCAAACAGGAGUUGUAGAUAAAAUGUCGUGUCUCAUGUGUCCUGGUUCUUACAUCUUCCUACCUCCCUAUAUCAAGCAUGAUAUAAGGGCUUUCAUGGCAAAUUUUAUUUUAACUGUUUCUAUGGUUACUGGAAAUGUUGGGUUUAGUUUCUAAAACCAUGUUUUAAGUAGCUACAGGAGCUAUAGAUUUGAAUCUAAUGUUGCAUUAGUCUUUUCAGUUAUCUUCUACCUCCUGUAUUUUCUACUGUAAUAAUGUAAUUUAAGGCCUUCCACAAUGAACAGUUCACUUUAUUCCCUGGGUUUUCUAUAUAAACAGUUUUCAAGAUAUGAUUUGGUUAAAAAUAAUUUGUUAUAAAAAUUCUGUUUGCAAAUUAAACUGUAAAAGUAUCCAAAGUCUCAAAA